Messenger RNA from Corylus avellana, 1120 nucleotides. RefSeq lists its product as uncharacterized. The record is from RefSeq and is a predicted model, not a curated record. Lineage: Eukaryota; Viridiplantae; Streptophyta; Magnoliopsida; Fagales; Betulaceae.
UGAAUGCCGACUCGGUGGACCUGUACAGUAUAGAUGGAUGUAUCCGGCAGAGAGGAGCCUUGGAGUAUUCAAAUCUAAUGUGCGCAACAAAGCGGCUCCCGAGGGCUGCAUUGCGGAGGGCUACAUAGCAACUGAGUUGGUGACGUUUUGUUCGAGAUAUUUAGAGAAUACACCAACCUUUCACAAUAGGAUACAAAGAAAUCUGGAUGGUUCAAAGGGAAAUGGAACACGAGUCCGACUCGACCGAAUCACAAUGACACAGAUACACCGGUAUAUUAUGUUCAACUUGGACGAGUUUCAUCAAUUGCGGAUGAUGCACAUAGAUACGCUUAGGCGAUCAUGCAAUAGGGGACGAACAACAGAGGCUCAGUUGGAGACCCAACAUUAUGACUUGUUCUGCGAGUGGUACCGUGACUACGUCGAUCGAUUGGACGAGCGAUCCAGGAAUGAACUUGGUGACAAAUUGGUAAUGCAUUGUAGAGGGCCGAGGGAGGCAGCAGUCAGAUACAAUAGAUAUGUGGUUAACGGCAAGCUGUUUCGCACUAUUGCAUCUGAUGCCGGAAAGAGGACUCAGAACAGCGGGGUGUGUGUGCCGACUCUUGAUGGCGACACGUACUACGGGAAGUUAACGGAAAUAGUUGAGGUUGAGUAUUACGACAGGACUAAGUACGUUAUGUUUAGGUGUGAUUGGGCAGACAACACGAGGGACAAGGGGUACAAGGUGGAUGAGUAUGGUAUAGUACUUGUCAACUUCAAAAACCUUGUCCACACGGGAGACCUGGUUUCUGAUGAGCCGUAUGUGCUAACUUCACAAGUUGACCAGGUAUUUUACGUACAAGAUGAUAGGUGCCCAGAUUGGGCUUGCGCAGUAAGGACCAAGCCUAGAAACAUAUACGACGUUGGUCAGGUUGAAGGACAUCAAGAUUCAUGUGUCAAUUACCACGAGUGUGAGCCUCUUAUUUUGCCCAGAAAUGUUGAUCACGAUCUACAAGAUCAUAUCGAAUACGUCAGACACGACUUAGAUCCAACCGAAGCGGUACCAUGAGUACAAGGGGGAAGAGGAAAGCACGCAGGGGCUCGUCCGCAGUGCGGCAGUCUACGUCGCCUGGGUCUCCGGCAG